This is a messenger RNA of Mycena citricolor, 1755 nucleotides long. The record is from the annotation of a GenBank genome assembly. NCBI's taxonomy places the organism in Eukaryota, Fungi, Basidiomycota, Agaricomycetes, Agaricales, Mycenaceae.
CUCAGUCUUGUUCUUUCUGCACCACUAUCAACUCCUUUCUUGAUUAUCAAAACCAUGUCCCAUCUGCCGUCGCUUUCGGGACCUAUAUUCAGGUUCAGCCGUGAGACCAACGCCGUCCGCGUUGAGCACAUCCCCCUCAACACCAAUCGUUUUGAGAUAUUAUCGCUGUUCAAGACGCUUGUGGGCGAGAUUCGUACCUCUCGGGAUCUCGAAGAGGGGAUCGAAAUCACGUUCUACACGGCGGAUGCGGCGCGCAAAGCACUGUGCAUGUCUGGGUACAGUGUAGCCGGAUUCCCAAUCCAAGUGACCUCUGUCGUGCGCUCCGCGUCUCCGCUUACAAAUGACGGUCAUUAUGGACGUCGCAACGACCAGCGUCGCAAUCUCUAUGUCUUGGGAAUCCCUUUCGGCAUGACGAACCAGUCACUCGCCUCGCUGUUCUCGGCGUAUGGCACUGUAGCGCACUGUGUCAUCCUUGCAACGCUCGAUGGAGCUUCACGUCGACGCGGAUUUGUUGUGAUGUCUACCCACGAAGAAGCUAAACAGGUCAUGGCUGCUCUAGGUCGUUCUAGCAGAAACGGUAUCAGUGGGAUGGACAUAUCUUGGGCUGUCGUGCAGCGCUCCAAAGGCUUCCUAGAUGGUGGUGAUCGUGCAGGAGUCAUAUCGUCCUCUUCGCUGGCUUCCUCUCCUGUUGUUGAAUCUUCCUCUAUCUUGCGCCCUUUCGAAAGUGAAGGCCUACCCAGUCCAAGUCCUGUCCCGACCACUUCGCUUCUCAUAUUCAAUCUACCCUCUCUAUUGUUUGGAUCCAAGGAAGACUUGCGUGGACUCGUCUGCCCUUUUGGUUCUAUCAAUGACCUUCGCCUCAUCACGUUAGGACCAUCAAUGCACAAUGAUGCCCAGUCGACUGCUGCUGUCGUACGGUACUGUAACAUCUCAGCUGCUCAGGAAUCUGUUCGUGCUCUGGAUGGGGAGUCAUAUGCCGGUUGCACUAUCCGUGCGAUCUAUCUUGUCGACAGUCAAGCUGAGCCGCCGUCGCUUCCCUCUUCUCCUCUCAUCGAGACACCGACACUGCCUGAUAUCUCAAGUUUCGGUUACGACGUUCCCCAUUGUAGUCAAGGCGGCCCUCCUUCAAUCAAAUCCACAUUCAGUGGGCGCAAUGUCCUGAAUCGGUACAACGCUAGCACCGAUUACAACCCUCUAUGUGCCAGCUCUUUUGAUGUUCCGACGAGCCAGUUCCCUGCUUAUGGGCUAGAUGGACUUUCCAUGGGAAGCGUCCCGUACCUGUUCUCGCAGGGUAUCGUGCAUCAUCACUACGACUAGUCUGCUUGCCUUGCUUUCUAUCAUCAACCUGCUUGCAUUUCUGCUCUUGGAUGGCUCCACCUGAUUCUGCUCUCAAUGGAACCCGAAGCGACAAAUUCUGCUUAUCUUCGGAAUGAGAGAGAUCGGCAAAAACUCCCACAUCGCUAUCAUGGAAUACGAACACUCAAACAAUUGUCCUGCUGCUUUGCCCUCUGUCGCGCUUGCGAAACCUUGUCAAUUCAACUCUGCGAUGUCUGUGCUACAAGUCGUUUUGUCUCCCGUCCGCUCUAGUCUCCGUGCGCUACUCUCAUUAACACACACAUAUUCGUAUCGUACCGUCUCAGUCUCGGGUGCGAUCACGUCACUUUCUCCUCUCGGUAAACAGUGAUACAAUCGCCCAGUCAGUGGAAGAGGGUUACGAGAUAGAUAUUGCAAUACCUUUAUAUUCAUCUCGUGGUC